Arachis ipaensis is the source of this 597-nucleotide messenger RNA. RefSeq lists its product as uncharacterized. Gene Ontology annotation, molecular function: nucleic acid binding. NCBI's taxonomy places the organism in Eukaryota, Viridiplantae, Streptophyta, Magnoliopsida, Fabales, Fabaceae. Gene Ontology annotation, biological process: DNA integration. The record is from RefSeq and is a predicted model, not a curated record.
AUGUAUCUGAUAGUAGCCAUCGACUAUUACACUAAAUGGGUAGAAGCAGAGCCACUGGCCAGCAUAUCAUCGUUCACAGACAAGAAGUUCGGGGAGUUUUUCUUCGGGUUAGGGGUUAAGCAGAAGUUCUCAUCGGUAGAGCACCCACAGAGCAAUGGUCAGGUAGAAGUAGCAAACAAAAUCAUCCUCAAAUGGUUGAAAAAGCGACUUGAUCAGAAGAAGGGCUCGUGGGAAGACGAGGUAGCCUCGGUCUUAUGGUCUUAUAGGACAACACCCCAGUCCUCCACCGGAGAAACACCUUUUCGGCUUAUCUAUGGAGUAGACGCAGUAAUUCGAGUGGAAAUUGGGGAGCCGAGUCCGAGGUUACUCCUCGGCGAUGGUGAAGAAGCAGUAGAGAAAGACCUGAUUGAUAAGACAAGAGAGAUGACCCAUUUGUCAGAAACUGUAUUGAAGCAGAGAAUAGCGUUGCGAUACAAUGGGAAAGUGCUCGGCAGGAAUUUUGAGAUAGGUGACCUGAUAUUACGGCGCAAUAAUAUUGGGUUACCGACAUCAGGAGAGGACAAACUAGCAGCAAACUGGAAAGACCCAUACAAGUAA